Pseudo-nitzschia multistriata is the source of this 774-nucleotide messenger RNA. The record is from the annotation of a GenBank genome assembly. Lineage: Eukaryota; Bacillariophyta; Bacillariophyceae; Bacillariales; Bacillariaceae.
UCGUCGUCGUCGAUUUCGUCCGCCCUCUGCGACAGGCUCAACGAAGAAAACGCCACCAGCGAUUACUGCGUCUGGUAUCUUCGGGUGAUCACAUCGGUCUACCUCAAGUCGGAUCCGAACCGAUUCGUCCACUUCCUGGACGAUCCAUCGUACACGGAUGUAGCCACGUAUUGCACGAGAGAGAUCGAGCCCAUGGGGAGAGAGUGCACCAUGGUCGGUGUGCUGGCGCUGGCAGAGGCCUUUCGCAUCCGSGUUGACGUCGAGUACAUGGACGGCAGACCUCUGGGCAAUGGCGGGAAGCUCACCAAGCAUACGUUUGGCGUGAAUGCGAACGACGGCAGCAGCCUCGAUGGCGUAAAUUUGGGUUUGUUGUGCAUAACGUUGCUGUAUCGGCCGGGGCAUUACGACAUCCUCUACAAGUAGGAGUAGGUUUGGUAGACCAACAAAUUUUCCAAACAAAACGAUGCACACUGCGGGCGUAGCCCAACAAAGCAUUUCGUGCGUUGAUGUUGUUGCUAUUCAUUCACUGAACGAUACAGUAGAUUAUUGUUUCGGAUCUUUGCUUGCUACAAUCCUACUCAUUUGUUACUACAAAUAGUUACGCAAGGAUUGUUGCAGGAUAAAUCGGUGCUGACUAAGCCCUAAAUGUUGCGUCGAACACCCGACAAUGUGGCUUGUGCCUGCAUUACCACAUUCAUGCCGCGCUGUAAGAUGCCAUGGAUUCCAAAGGAAGAACGAACAAAACAUUUUCUUCAAUAAAUCGCAGUGUACGAU